AUGACAUCCAGGAGUGGUCUUCUGUCCAUUUCAGUGUUCAUCCCCUGCAUUGCUCCUGAGAUGGGCUGUGUAUUAUUAGUGUCCUUCAUUUUUGCCACCUCUCACUCUCCCCCUCAACAAACACACCAAAUUGAUCACAGCCCAUUGUAUUUAAAACCACAGUUUUCAUUUGUGAAUCCCAUUGAGGCCUGCUGUGACUCUAUGGCCUCUGCUUGGCACUCAGGACACGGUGGAAGUGGCUCCUCCCUGGAUCUCAGGUUAGGUUCUCUCUUUGGAUCCCUAUAUGCAACCCACACCAUAAUACCCUACUCCUCCAUAUGUUCUAUACUUAUUUUCCUGUUACCUGGCUCAUGCUGUCUUACUUUUUCCUCUCAGGGCAAAUCUCCCCAGGCAUAA
This is a messenger RNA of Rangifer tarandus platyrhynchus (Svalbard reindeer), 396 nucleotides long. Lineage: Eukaryota; Metazoa; Chordata; Mammalia; Artiodactyla; Cervidae. The record is from the annotation of a GenBank genome assembly.